GGCUGCUGACCGAUGGCCACAGCCCUCCUCACCCAGCCCUCCCUGAGGAGAUUUUCUCCUCGCAAGGUCACACCGUGUGCCCUAGGAAGGCUCCCACUCGGCUGCUGAACUUCCUGACGCCUCUUCUUUCUGCACAUCACUGCAGGUUUUGCAUUUACAGCCACGCUGAGUCCCCGGGGCAGUCCUGUAGGGCUACCUCGCUGACAGACGCUGCGGGAAGUGGGAACUUAAACAAAAAGCCGUGACCCCUCAGCCCUGUCUCACACCAGCUCCAGCGGAGACAGCACCUCCGCGCAGGGGCGCCGGCAGCCCACUGCCCCUCCGCGUCCGCCCGCCCCAGGGUGGGAGCAGCUCUCCUCCCCGGGCAGCGGCCGGAGCUCCCGCCUGCUUUCCCCGCCUCCUCCCGCCGCCGCGGCCUCUGACUCCGAGCCGUCCCUCAGUCGAUCUCUCGCCUCGCAGGUAUCCGGAGCGGGCGGGGCUGGCGCUGCUCGGAGCCGGGCGGGCGGGCGCCAUGAAGCGCUCUCUGUGGCGGCUGUGCCAGUCGCGGGAGAAGGCGGCCGUGUCCAGCGCCUACCAGGGCGUCGUCUGCGAGGCCGAUGCCGCCUCCGUCGCCUCGCAGGAUGUCUUCAAGGUGAUUUCAGAUGGAAGCGCCUGUAGGCUGCGAAGCUUCAUUAAGAAGAAUCGUUCUGGACUUACCAAAGUGGAUGAAUUAAAUGCAACCCCACUGCAUCAUGCUGCUGAAGGAGGCCAAAUAGAAUUGAUGCAGUUGAUUAUAGAUGAUUCUUCCUCUGAAGUAUUAAAUGUGAUGGAUUCUUCUGGAAAUACCCCACUGCACUGGGCUACAAGGAAAAACCAGGUUGAAAGUGUUAGUUUACUUCUCAGUAGAGGAGCCAACCCAAACAUUCUCAACUCCAAUAUGAUGGCACCUUUGCAUAUGGCUAUACAGUACCUGCAUAAUGAAAUUGUCAAGAUUUUGGUCCAGCAUAGCAGUACAGAUGUUAAUUUGGAAGGUGAAGCAGGAAACACACCUAUAAUAGUAGCAUGUUAUAAGGACAAUCCUGAAGCACUAACACUCCUGAUUGAAAACGGAGGAAAAAUAUGUAAACCAAACAAAACAGGAGGCAUGCCUAUCCAUGCUGCUGCAUUUUCGGGUGCAAAAACAUGUAUGGAAAUCCUUUUAAAAAAAGGUGAAGAACUGGGUCACUCUGCUAAAACUCACAUUAAUUUUACCAAUAAUGGGAAGUGCAGUCCACUUCAUUUGGCAGUUCAAAGCGGGGACUUGGAAAUGAUUAAAAUGUGCAUUGAAUUUGGAGCCCAAAUUGAUCUAAAACAGAAUGAAAAAUGUACUGCGCUUCAUUUUGCUGCCACUCAAGGAGCAACUGAGAUUGUAAAAUUAAUGAUGUCAUCCUAUGCUGGUGAGGAGUCCAUUAUUGAUGCUGUAGAUGGGAAUAAGGAAUCAUUGCUUCACAGGACAGCCUUGUUUGAUCAUUAUGAACUGGCAGAGUAUUUGAUUUCUAUGGGAGCAAAUAUUGAUAGUGUUGAUGCAGAAGGUCGAUCUCCGCUUCUGUUGGCCACUUCUUGUGCAUCAUGGAAAAUUGUGAAUUUACUGCUCUCAAAAGGAGCAAAUGUAUCGUUAAAAGAUCAUCUUGGUCGGAAUUUCUUGCACUUGACGGUAUUACAGCCUGGAGGAUUACAACAUCUGAAUGAGAAAUUUCUGCAGAUGGAACAUAUUAAAAAUCUUGUGGUGGAUGAAGAUAACGAAGGAUGCACUCCACUGCAUUAUGCAUGCAGACAAGGUGUGGCCCUUUCUGUAAAUAAUUUACUCAGCCUCAAUGUUUCCAUUUAUUCCAAGAGCAGAGACAAGAAGUCACCAUUACACUUUGCUGCCAGCUAUGGCCGCAUCAAUACAUGUCAGCGACUUAUAAGAGAUAUGAAGGACACAAGACUUUUGAAUGAAGGUGAUAAGAAGGGAAUGACUCCCCUUCAUUUGGCAGCCCAGAACGGUCAUGAGAAGGUAGUUCAGUUUCUUCUGAAAAGAGGGGCCCUUUUUCUCUGUGACUAUAAAGGCUGGACAGCCCUGCAUCAUGCUGCCUUCGGAGGAUACACUCGCACAAUGCAGAUAAUAUUGGAUACUAAUGUGAAGUGUACUGACAGGGUGGAUGAAGAAGGGAAUACAGCUUUGCACCUAGCUGCAAAAGAAGGACAUGCAAAAGCAGUAAGGUUACUCCUCGACUACGGUGCAAAAAUUCUGUUGAACAAAGCAGUAGCUUCUUUUUUCCAUGAAGCAAUACACAACAGGAGGAAGGAUGUAGUGUCAGCUGUUAUAUUGCACAAAAGAUGGGAAGAAGCUGUUCUGACAUUCUCUCACUAUUCCAGUGCCAAUAAAUGUCCUUUGCUGGAAAUGAUUGAGUAUCUUCCUGAUUCAUUUAAACUGGUUUUGGACAACUGCAUAAUUGAGUCUUCAGAGGAAAAGACAAGUCGAGACUUUUAUAUUGAAUACAACUUCAGAUAUCUUCAGUGUCCCCUGACCCUUAACAAAAAAUUAAAGGAAGGUGAAGAUAUUUUCUAUGAACCACUCGCCAUUUUAAAUGCCAUGGUGCGCCACAAUCGCAUGGAGCUCCUUAGUCAUCCUGUGUGCAAAGAAUAUUUGCUAAUGAAGUGGAUGGCCUACGGUUUUCGAGCGCAUCUAAUGAAUUUAGGCAUAUAUUCACUUGGUCUGAUACCGUUGACUCUUCUGGUCACCCACAUACAGCCAGGAAGACCUUUGAAUGGAACAGAAUUCUAUGAAGCAAGACCAUUAGAGUAUGAGGAUUCAUACUUCACAAGAGUGUGUAUGUGUUUAGUUUUAAUUAUGAGUUUACUGGGAAUUUGCAAAGAAAUAUUUCAGCUCAUUCAGCAGAAAUUGAAAUAUUUGUUGGAUUACUCCAAUCUACUGGACUGGACAAUUUAUAGUACAAGCAUAAUUUUUGUGUCUUCUUUAUUUAUUAAUACACCAGCUCAUUUGCAGUGGGAAUGUGGAGCAAUUGCUGUGUACUUGUCUUGGAUGAACUUCUUGCUUUACCUUCAGCGAUUUGAAAAUUAUGGCAUUUAUGUUGUGAUGUUCUGGGAAAUUCUGAGGACUUUGAUUCGGAUUGCUGUCGUUUUCUUUUUCCUGAUACUGGCCUUUGGACUGAGUUUCUUUGUCCUUUUGGGUUCACAGCAAACGUACAGCACACCACUGCUUUCUGUAAUGAAGACAUUUGCAAUGAUGCUGGGAGACAUAAAUUAUCAUGAUGCAUUCCUUGAUCCAUUACUGAGCAGUGAAUUGCCAUAUCCGUUCCUGAGUUACACAGUUCUGAUUAUAUUUACUUUGCUUAUUCCAAUCCUUCUUAUGAACUUGCUAAUUGGUUUGGCUGUUGGGGACAUAGCUGAAGUGCAAAAAUAUGCUGCUCUCAAAAGGAUUGCAAUGCAGAGUGUGUUCCAGUAUUGCUUUGGGUGUGAGGACUCUACCACAGAUGCACAGAGCACUGAUACAACAUUAGAGUUGGAAGUUCUGAAGCAGAAAUACAGGCUCAAAGAUAUGUCAACGCUGUUGGAAAAGCAACAUGACCUCAUUAAACUGAUUAUACAAAAAAUGGAGAUAGUGUCAGAGGCUGAGGAUGAAGACAGCAAUGAUUUAUUUCAGCACAAGUUUAGGAAAAGGCAGUUAGAACAUAGGAAUAGUAAAUGGGACACAGUGUUAAAAGCUGUUAAAUCAAAUGUGCCUAACCCAAGCACGGAAAAGAGCAACAGCUUCUUGUAGACUUCUCUGUGAUACCGUGUUAUAUUAACAUUUUGUUUCUCUUUAGGGUCAAUUCUCUUAAUGCCUGUGCAUGAUAUCAAUGUGAUACGUUAUUUAUUCAAGCAUGAAAACGAGGCCAGAUCCAGAAAAAGAUGUAGGUGCUCAAAGCAGUAUUUAAGGAGAUUUAAGCUGUGUACAUCUGAAACUGUGAUCCUAAAAGAGGCUGACCAAUCAGGAAAGUUCCUAAGUCACCAGAUGCCAACCCUGCUGUCCUAAGAGUUCCUGAGGCUUCUGUCUAGGACUGCUCCUGGAUUUGGCCCUAAUGCUCUUAGUUAUAUGCUCAAUUAUGAUUUUUUUAGUUACUGUUACAGUUAUUUUUUAGAAUUUUAGAAUUUUUACAAGUUCAAACUGCAAUUCAUCAGAUGUUUUGAGAUAGCCAAGGGGCUUUAUGUAGACUACAGCAAGAGUAAAAGACCAACCUGACUGAUCCUUGGGAAGCUUUGCUGAGUAAGGACUGCAGGAUCAGACCUGAAAGAUAACAAAAUAAAUAAGAUUACAAAAAAUGCAAUGUAGGAUAAGAAUCAUUUUCUUUUCUGAAUAACUACAUGGAAUUCUCAGAGGGAUCAUUUGGACUUGCAUGCAAAUAGCAGUGGCAGAAUGACGUGCUAAAUACUACUAAUUUACCACUUACUGUCCUUAUGCUGCUAACGUGAUUUUGGCCUUCCUGAUAGCAUGGAAACUGACAUUGUUACUUUAAUCGGCACUCUGGUUUUGUUGUUAGUUUGCUGGAUAUUCAGUGCAUUAUGUAAUAUACAGUAAUAGACCAAAUGUGCAAAUAAACAUGAAUUAAACUGUGUUUAAGCACCUGAGUAUAUUUGUUUCAAAACAGUGCUAAUAAACUAGUUACG
Numida meleagris (helmeted guineafowl) is the source of this 4668-nucleotide messenger RNA. RefSeq names its product transient receptor potential cation channel subfamily A member 1 (gene TRPA1). The transcript is spliced from 26 exons. NCBI's taxonomy places the organism in Eukaryota, Metazoa, Chordata, Aves, Galliformes, Numididae. Gene Ontology annotation, biological process: transmembrane transport; monoatomic ion transport. The record is from RefSeq and is a predicted model, not a curated record. Gene Ontology annotation, cellular component: membrane. Gene Ontology annotation, molecular function: monoatomic ion channel activity; protein binding. The coding region runs from base 512 to 3781 and encodes 1089 amino acids.